Molecule: messenger RNA, 1407 nt
Organism: Adineta ricciae
Lineage: Eukaryota; Metazoa; Rotifera; Eurotatoria; Adinetida; Adinetidae
Source: the annotation of a GenBank genome assembly
AUGGUGCAACUUGGUUGUGGUUCAAAUAUUCCACUAAUUUCAUUUAUUACCAGCAACAAGAAAAAACGUUUACUCGUUGUCAAUGGUUAUAUCUAUAAUCUCAAUAAGUCAACUGCAAAAGUGAAUUACUGGGUUUGCGAAGAGAAGAUGUGUUGGACUGGUAUACACCUUAAUUUGAAUGAUGAAUUUGUCAAGCAUACGGCAAAUAGUCACACCCAUUUGGCCAUUCCCGAACGACGCGAAAUUCGUCAAUUGAUGACAAAAGUUAAAGAGCGAGUGACAAAAGAAACAACAGCCAUCGGUCAAAUUUAUAACGAAGAACUGAGUCGAACAAAUUUAUCGAGAGGUGCUCUCGCGAAUGCUCACACAGCGAGAGUAGCCAACUCUGGUCUUAACCGUACUCGACGACAAAUAACGCCGACUCUUCCAUUAUCAAUGAACUUUGACAUUCCAUCGAUUUACAAAGAAACAUCUAAUGGUGAAAGGUUUCUACUUGCCGAUCGCAUUCAGCGUGUCAAUGGUGAAAUCGGUCAGCGGAUGGUAUUGUAUGCGACUGACGAACAGCUCCGACUCCUUUUCGAUUGUUCUCAUAUAUUAAUGGAUGGUACGUUUGAUUCAUGUCCUCCUCAUUUUGAUCAAAUUUACUCAAUUCAUGGAAUUCGAAAUGGGCAAAACUUUCUCUGUGUUCUGGCACUUCUAACUGGUCGAUUCGCAGCGAUCUACAAAGAUCUUUUCAUGAUCCUUACUCAACAUGCCAAUCGCCUCGGAUUGCAUUUUUCUCCAUCACAAAUCACAACAGACUUUGAACCAGCAAUGAUCAGUGCUGUUGCUGAUGAGUUCCCCAAUGCACGUCAUAUUGGUUGCUACUAUCACUUUGUCCAAUCAAUUCAUCGACAAGUUCAGUCCCUCGGCUUAUCAAAUCUUUAUCGUGAUGAUAUAAAUAUUCGUUCAAACGCUCGAAAACUCAUGGCUCUGCCACUUGUACCAUUGAAUAAAAUCGAACGAGCCUUUGAAGAAGUCGUACAAACUGCGCCCGAUCCUCGUUGUACUCUCAUCCGCUACUUCCGUGGGUAUUGGAUGACUAAAAUGAAAAUCAGUAUGUGGCAUGUUUCCGAUCUCAAUAUUCGGACAAACAAUAUGGUGGAGGGCUGGAACCAUCGCUUCAACCGUUGCGUCGCGAAAUAUCAUCCGAAUGUAUGGCAUACCCUCGACUGCUUUAAGCGUGAGGAAGUCCUUUUUGAACAGCAAGUUCUGAAGAUGCUUACCGGCGAAGAAAAGAAGAGGGACAAAAAGACGAUCAAUCUUCAAGCUCGAAUCGACACUUUAAGUUCAUUAUUUGAACACAAUCAAAUCAAUUUGAGCGAUCUUCUCGAUGGCUUAUCUCUCCUGGUAGGAGUUAAAAAGUGA